UUUGCAGCAGCAAAUUUGUUUCAAGAAGACAGCGCAAUUUCAAAACUCAAAAGCUUUUUCUUUGCCGUGCCGUUGUUCGCCAGAAAUUUAUGUAUUAUAAGGAAAUUUAUAUUGAUCGGAGAUUCUGUUAAUUCAUUUUAUCAUGAUAAACAUGUAAAUUUUUACUGAGAUUGUUACCACCAUGCAAGGAGGGUUACCCUAACUAAGCAGACUUUUCAAUGCCGUCCAAAGUCAACCACUAUACGCGCCUGGAUUCAUCUUCUAGAUAAAGCACUGCGUGCUCAAAUUGAAUUUUCAAAGCAGUUGACACAGCUUAAUUGUACAGCUAUAAAUAUUAAGGUCUGAGCUUUACAUGCACCACACAAUACUUUCUUUCAUCUGAAAUGGCAUCCUCUACAAGGAAAAGCCAGUUAGUCAUUGUCUUGCUAGGAAUUCUAAUUGCAGGAUCAGCUGUGCCGAGCCAUGUUGUAGCUCAAAAUUGUGGCUGUGCUGCAGACGAAUGUUGCAGCCGAUGGGGUUACUGUGGCACCGGCAAUGACUAUUGCGGCACCGGGUGUCAAGAGGGUCAGUGUUUCCCGGCAGCUCCCACCAACGAUGUUUCAGUGCCUGAUAUCGUGACCCCAGAGUUUUUCGGUGGGAUCCUUGAUCAAGCUGAUUCAAGCUGUGCUGGGAAGAACUUCUAUUCACGAGACGCGUUCCUUGAGGCUCUCAAUUCAUACUCUCGGUUUGGUAGGAUUGGUUCGGUUGACGAUUCCAGGCGUGAGAUCGCAGCUUUCUUCGCCCAUGUCACCCAUGAAACUGGACAUUUUUGCUACAUAGAAGAGAUCAAUGGACCAUCAAGGGACUACUGCGACGAGGGCAAUACGCAAUAUCCAUGCAAUCCUGAUAAAGGUUACUACGGCCGAGGACCAAUCCAACUAUCAUGGAAUUUCAAUUAUGGACCUGCCGGAGAAAGCAUCGGUUUUGAUGGAUUAAACUCUCCUGAAACUGUGGCCAAUGACCCUGUAAUUUCAUUCAAGACAGCUCUGUGGUAUUGGACUAACUCUGUCCAACCUGUAAUUAGCCAAGGGUUUGGGGCGACGAUUAGAGCCAUUAAUGGCGCCCUUGAAUGUGACGGAGCAAAUCCUGCUACUGUUCAAGCUCGUGUAGGGUAUUAUACCGAUUACUGUAAUCAACUGGGUGUGGCUCCUGGAGAUAACCUUACUUGUUAGGAGAAAAUCCCAGUUUUUUUUUUUUUUUUUUCAAAUAAUAAACAAUAAGAACAUGUAUAGAACAUAAGAAGCUACGCUUUUCUUGUUCCAUUUAUAAAAUAUCUAUUAAUCUUUUUUCAUGUGUAA
Molecule: messenger RNA, 1337 nt
Organism: Populus trichocarpa (black cottonwood)
Lineage: Eukaryota; Viridiplantae; Streptophyta; Magnoliopsida; Malpighiales; Salicaceae
Product: endochitinase EP3
Exons: 2
Coding region: 384-1211 (275 amino acids)
Biological process (GO): carbohydrate metabolic process; chitin catabolic process; cell wall macromolecule catabolic process
Molecular function (GO): chitin binding; chitinase activity
Source: RefSeq, a predicted model, not a curated record